AUGGCGUCGACGAACACACUUUCGGACGGGAUUCCGGGAGGCAUCCCCCAAGGUACACUGUCAACAGCUGGAGGAGCAGCUGGCAGCCCGAAUCCACCAUCCGCCGGGACAGGGGGUGGUGUCUCCACGAUUGCCGGCACUGCAGGGAACUCGUUGGCAUCUUCCGUCGCAGAUCGUCCUCAGAGUGGUAGUGCUUCGCCAAGUGCUCCCAGUGGCGGCCUUCCCGGAGGCCCUCUUUCGAAUCCGGCGUCCGGCUCAAGGACAAACACAGCGUCUGUCGAUCCUGAAAAUGUAUCUGGUAUUGGGCCCGUGCCUUCCAUAAAUUCAACUGAAAGCCCUGUGACGCCGUCGGCGGCCCUGACUACCCCGAGCAUCACAUCGCCGGCGUCAACGUCGCUCUCAGCUGACUCCCGAAUUAUUUUAAGCGUCAGGCAAGAUCUCACGGCUGUUGCACCUACUGUCACUGUCACCAAUGGCGUGACAUCCACAACCAGCGACGACCAAGGUAGGAGGAGGCUUUUGAGGCGGCAGGCGUCACCUGAUAAUUCGUCAUUCGUUGGCGAUUCAGAUGUUCCCGUCCCUCACAGUUGUUCCAAUGCCAGGGUGUUCAGAAGGAGCGUGGGCACGCUGCAGAGAUCUGGGGCCGGCCGACCACUCUCAGUUGAUCCUGGUGUCCCAUACAUCGACCUGGCGGAUUAUCCCGGAGGCUCUAUUGACACGCGUUUCGAGGUGAUCGAGGACACGCUUGUCUGGAGCAGCCGGUUCUUCUUCGAAGGCAGGGCUAGGUUCUGUCAGGUAGAGGGCGGCAGUGUCUACGCAACAUUCACUUCGGCUGGGGGUCCUGAGAAAUGUAGCAACGUGAGCUUGGUUCCGUACAAGGAGCUUCAAUGCGAGGCGGGCGUAAUCGUAAACGACACUGUGAUUCCGCCUGAGCAGCCGUCAACUCUUCCACCGGUCACUGUUACUGUAUACAACGGAACCCUAUCAGCAUCAUCUCCCGGCUUAUCAACCACGCAGGACUCUCCGAGUCAAGACAGACCAAGGACAGUAUUGACAGUCGCUCCAAGUGGUACCACAGAUUCGUCAGCAUCCUAUGUAAGACGUUCCAGAACUGGCUCGAGUCGCCCACCAACCUUAAUAUCUGGAAGUGGAAGCUCAGUCUCUAUGACAUUCACCAGUCCACUCCCCAGCACGUCACAAGCAUUUUCUGGGCCGUCGCUGUCUACAAGUGGGACGUUGACAGAUAUCACUUCCGGAGUAUCGACAAGCGGACCAACACCCAUGUUUCCCAUCUCUGCUUCUACCUCGUCUACUACCCCACGCAGCGAAACUGCUUCAGCCGGUAACAGCUUUGCUGGAACGAGUACAUCUAUUUCAGUAGCGACGAGCACCGCAUCCGCAUCAGUUCCGGCUCAAAAUAGUGUACCAGGCAGCUCCACGAGCAUUUUGGCACCAGCAAGCUCAACCUCGACACGAGCUUCAAAUGAGCAGCCUAUUUCUGGGUCAGCCGUGACGCCAGGCCAAACGUCUUCUCGCUCGCAGUCUCCCUCCUCUGGACCGCAGACCACAUCCCAGACCGAUAUUGUUGGCGGCCCAGGCCCUACAGUGCCAGCAACGCCCAGUAUUAUGUCUUCCAUGGCUAAAACCUCUUCCCGGCAGGCCGGGACGUCUUCAUUGCAAUCAAAUCUCCCGUCUUCCACAAGUUUGACUGUUGAAGUGACCAGUCAAAGAGGUUCCGUGGGGCCAGACUCUGAUCUGGAUAUAUCUUCAGCCAGUCAAUUCAGCUCACUUGGCAUGGAAGCCUCACCAAGUCUCCCAGCAACAAGUGAACCUGCAGUUGUGUCUCCCGCUUCAUCGGAAGAGGCAGGCCCAUCAACUCCAUCAAAUGCUCCAAACACAUUUUCCAGCCCAUUCAUCUCAACGAAACUAUCCAGCGACGAAUCAAGUGCUCAGCCGGGAAUUACAUCCUCUGAUGGUGUAUCGGAAGACCCAGUCCAGCUCAGCUCGUCAGACUCUGCUCUUGAGCCAAAACCUACAUGGUCUGCUUCUUUUGAGAUACCAAGCCCGUCAGACUCCUUUGGUGCGCCUCCCAGCACGCGCAUCGUAACAAGUGAACCAUUGGCUGUGCCACCGGACUUGUCAUCGUCUCCUGAUCCAUCGGCAACACCAAGUGCUCUGGACCCUCCGGGCCCUCUUUUCAGUCUGAGCUCGCAGACAUCAUCAAGCGAGCCGUCAGUAAGCCAACUGGACAGCGCAUCCUUACCAGAUGAAACCACAAGCUUGGACAGCGGCAGUGCCUUCGAGUCCGUCUCUUCAGAAGAGGCAACAGAGAUCCCUACUUCCCAGCCAACGACAUCUGUAGCCACCUCCCCUGAUGCAGUUACUACUAGCUUGAGCCUGUCAGAGGCGCUAGAACCAGACUCGACGCUGAGCUUUGUGACUACAGAUGAUUCGACCAUUGUGUUGCUCAGCUCGUCUUCGAUUCUUUCGCAAAGCUCAGAUGGGUUCCCCACAACAUCUGAGCGCAGUGACAUAAAUGAACCAUCUAUGACGGCCGAGACCAGUGAAUCCACAGAGCCCGUGACCAGUGGCCUGGAUGAACCAUCUACGACACCUGGUACGAGUGACUCCACAGAACCUGAGACUAGUGGCCUGGAUGAACACUCUCCAACUUCACAACCCAUUGAGUCAGAUGAAUACUCUACAUCUCAGAUUAGUGGUUCCGAUGAGCCCUCUACAACUCGAGACACAACUGCUUCGGGUGAAUACUCUACAUCUCAGAUCAGUGACUCGCACGAGCCCUCUACAAGUCAAGAGAUAACUGCUUCGGAUGAAUACUCGACAUCUCAAUUCGGUGGGGGAACACCCUCUACGACUCCACAGGCCAUUGCGUCAGACGAUUACUCUUCGUCUCGGACAAGUGAUCCGGAUGAACCCUCUACAACUUAUGAGACCACCGGAUCGAAUGGGCCGUUCACAACGCCCGAACCUAGUGAGUCGCUGGCAGCCGAAGCUUCCACGACAUCCCAGAGCAGCGGCUUGGACGAAACCUCUAUCAUAUCUGAUAGUAGUGCCAUCAGCGAAAUCUCCACGACUCCCCAGACCACUGUCCUGGAGGAGCCUUCCACAUCUCAAGAGAGCACUGGCCCGGGUGAACCUAGUCUGACUUCUGGGACCAGUGGCUCGAAUGAGGGUUCAACAACUCCACGGACCACGGUCUCGGAGCAACCCUCCACAGCUCAGGGUACCAGUACGAUGGAGGACUCGUCCACAACGCCCGAGUCAAGUCCUUCGAGUCAGGCCUCGAUGGAACCCCAAACCAGUGGGUCGGAUGGAUCAUCCACCGGGCUUGAGGCCAGUACCUCAGUUGGACUUUCUACGACUCCAGCGGCCAUCCCAAUAUCCUCCACACAGGGAAGCUCGAGUCCCAGUACCACCGUUGAGUCAAAGUCAAGCAAAGAAACAGCCACGUCCAGCCAGACCCCAUCAACAGGAAGCUCCAGCUCCAGCUCCAGCUCGACAUCGUCAACAACCCAUUCCAGCUCAAGUUCCAGCUCAACAUCGACAUCGACUAGCUCCAGCUCCAGUCCAACGUCAACAUCCAGCUCGUCGUCAACAUCGAAAUCGUCAACCAGCUCGUCAACCAGCUCGUCAACAUCCAGCUCAACAUCGUCUCGAAGUUCAACAUCGUCGUCGUCUUCAAGCUCUCGAAGCAGCAGCUCGAGCUCGAGCUCGAGCAGCAGCAGGCCUCAAGCAACCCUGAAUUGCGAUACUAAUGGUUACUUGAUCCAGGGCUCGUCUUCUGCGAGCCUUUAUCGAGUCGACAUAAAGACCGGGGAAAGCACCCUGAUCAAGUCUCAAGUCUGGGGCAGCAGUACCGCUUUGAACGCGAUGGGCUAUAAUAUUGCGGACAACCUGCUUUAUGCGGCCUUUACUUCAACUCGGCCGUGCCAACUACUGCGCAUCGCCGGUAACGGGGACGCAGUCAGCGUCGCGACGCUCAACGUCACCGGCUGGACGGCCGUGAGCGCCGGCGACGUUGACGAAGAAUCGCAAUACUGGGCGUCAGAUGCGGGGAACUCCUGGAUACAAGUCGAUCUGAGGCGAAACUCGACCUCAUACGGCACGAUCGUCAGGUCAGGCAUCGCAGACCCCAGCCCGUACAGGGUCAUCGACUGGGCGUAUGUGCCCGGGAGAGGAAACUUCCUCUGGGGGCUCGGCGCUGUCGGGACGAAUCCCACCGCCACGAUCCUGAUGCAGUUCAACCGCACCAGCGGGGCCUGGAACCCCCUUGCCAACUUUGGCGAUGUGGCGGGCACGGGCACCGGGACUUCGCGCAACGCGUGGGGCGCCGUCUACGCCUCUGACGACGGAUUCUUGUUUGGAUCUGAGAACAAUAGCGGUCACAUUUUCAAGUUCUCAUUGGUACCUGUGAAUGGAGUGUACCCGCCCCCUGUCAAGAUAUCAAACGGGCCGAUAUCCAACGGCAACGAUGGUGCGCGAUGUAUCAACGCUGCCAAUGUAGCAUGA
Molecule: messenger RNA, 4530 nt
Organism: Diaporthe batatas
Lineage: Eukaryota; Fungi; Ascomycota; Sordariomycetes; Diaporthales; Diaporthaceae
Exons: 2
Coding region: 1-4530 (1509 amino acids)
Source: RefSeq, a predicted model, not a curated record